Molecule: messenger RNA, 300 nt
Organism: Brugia pahangi
Lineage: Eukaryota; Metazoa; Nematoda; Chromadorea; Rhabditida; Onchocercidae
Source: the annotation of a GenBank genome assembly
AUGGAACGUGCUAAAAUAUCAGUGAAUGAUAAAUCUCCAUUUCACACUUCUCCAUCACCACUGCAUAUUAAACGAAUUCUUGAUGCGAAACGGAAAGAUUCUGAAUCAAUUUUGAGAGUUAAAGUUAACGGUGCUGAAAUGUGCAACAUUUAUAGAGCUUUUCACGGACGUCUCAAUGUGUCAUAUAAACGACGUGAAGAUAGUGAGCAAGGAUCACUGUGUGUAGAAUGGCUGGUACUAUUACUUUCUGAUCUAUCAUUUGAAAAAAGUAUCGCUGAUAAUCCCUCAGGCGAUGAGUAG